Megalops cyprinoides (Indo-Pacific tarpon) is the source of this 1959-nucleotide messenger RNA. RefSeq names its product lactate dehydrogenase D (gene ldhd). The transcript is spliced from 11 exons. The coding region runs from base 103 to 1575 and encodes 490 amino acids. The record is from RefSeq and is a predicted model, not a curated record. Gene Ontology annotation, cellular component: mitochondrion. Gene Ontology annotation, molecular function: D-lactate dehydrogenase (NAD+) activity; D-lactate dehydrogenase (cytochrome) activity; FAD binding. Lineage: Eukaryota; Metazoa; Chordata; Actinopteri; Elopiformes; Megalopidae. Gene Ontology annotation, biological process: lactate catabolic process.
UGUGGGAAGCCGGGUUUGGAGCCUUUUUAUGCCGGCGUGUCGUGGGAUUCGAACCCCGUUUGAACCCCCCCCUCCUCCUCCUGUCGCGAUAUAGAGGGCACGAUGGCCGCGGCGCUGCUCGGGGGGCGCGGGUGGGCGCGGGUACGCGCGGCGCGCCCGCGGCGCGUCGGGGAGAGGAGCUACGCCGCGACAGGCGGCGCUCUGGAGCGGGCGGUGUCGGCGUUCCGGGCGGUAACCGGAGAGGAGGGCGUGUCCCUGGGGGUCGCGAUCCGAGAGCAGCACGGCCGGGACGAGUCGGUGCACCGCUGCCGCCCCCCGGACGUGGUGGUCUUCCCCCGCUCGGCCGAGGAGGUUAGCGCCCUCGCUAAGAUCUGCCACCACCACCGCCUUCCCAUCAUCCCCUUCGGCACCGGCACAGGCCUGGAGGGCGGGGUCGGGGCCGUGAAGGGGGGUGUGUGUUUUAGUCUCAGGAACAUGGACCGGAUUCUCGACCUCCACCCCGAGGAUUUCGACGUCACCGUGGAGCCCGGGGUGACCCGCAAGGCGCUAAACUCGUACCUUCGUGACACGGGGCUUUGGUUCCCUGUGGACCCGGGCGCCGACGCCUCCCUCUGCGGAAUGGCCGCCACUAGCGCGUCGGGAACCAACGCCGUCCGCUACGGCACCAUGCGCGAGAACGUGCUCAACCUGGAGGUGGUCCUGGCGGACGGGACGGUCAUCCACACCGCCGGGGAGGGGCGGCGCCCCAGGAAGACCUCGGCGGGCUACAACCUCACCAACCUCUUCGUGGGCUCGGAGGGCACCCUCGGGGUCCUGACCAAAGCCACCCUCCGGUUGUACGGCGUCCCCGAGGCCGUGGUUUCGGCCGUUUGCGCCUUCCCCACCGUCCAGGCGGCCGUGGACAGUACGGUGGAGGUUCUACAAGCCGGGAUACCCGUGGCGAGAAUCGAGUUCCUCGACGACGUGAUGAUUGACGCCUGUAACCGGUUUAGCGGGCUGUCCUACUCUGUGGCCCCGACGCUCUUUCUCGAGUUUCACGGGAGCGAAAGGAGUCUGGAGGAGCAGGUGGCGGUUACAGAGGACGUCACCCGGGGCAACGGCGGCGCCGACUUCGCCUGGGCGCGGGACGCCGGGUCGCGAGCCCGCCUCUGGCAGGCCCGCCACGACGCCUGGUACGCCGCCCUCGCCCUCCGGCCCGGCUGCAAGGCGUACGCCACCGACGUCUGCGUCCCCCUCUCCCGCCUCCCGCAGAUCGUCGUGGAAACGAAGGAGGACCUCGCCCGGAACGGCUUAACAGGCCCGAUCGCGGGGCACGUCGGCGACGGGAACUUCCACUGCCUGAUGGUUCUCGACCCGAGCGACCCGGACGAGGUGAAGAGGGUGCACGAGUUCACCGAGAGGCUGGCCAGGCGGGCCCUCUCCCUGGGCGGGACCUGCACGGGCGAGCACGGCGUCGGCCUGGGCAAACGGGCCCUCCUCCGCGAGGAGGUCGGGCCCCUGGCCAUCGAGGUCAUGCAGGGCCUCAAGGCCACGCUGGACCCCAAAAACCUCAUGAACCCCGGGAAGGUGCUAUAAACCCCUCCCCCAGCAGUACCUCCUCCAGGCCACCGGGGGCGGCGUCUCGCACUCGUUUAUUAUCUCAAUUAAAAAUCGCUCAUAAAUUAUCGCUCAUAAUUAUACUCGUUAUGUUUUUGUGAGAAUAGACGUAUUUAGGAUUUAAUUUAUAUGUCUUUACCAUUCAUUUAAGCUGCAGUACCUCCUCCAGGCCACCGGGGGUGGUGUCUCGCACUCGUUUAUGAUCUCAAUUAAAAAUCGCUCAUAAAUUAUGACUCUCAUAAUUAUACCGCUUAUGUUUUUGUGAGAAUAGACGUAUUUAGGAUUUAAUUUAUGUGUCUUCAGCAUUCAUUUAAGCUGCAAUACCUCCUCCAGGCCACCGGGGGCGGCGUCGCACACUCGUUU